AACGUGGCAGCCUGAAGGGGCUGCCGCAAAAGCGCUUCCCGGGCUUGUCCCGCCCCCGCCAUUUUAGAUUCUGGAGCCGGCGAGAGCUCACUAUCGAGACAGGCUGUCAGCCACUGGGAAGGAGCGCCGCCGCUGCCGGGCCUGAAAGGCCACCGCCCCCUCCUCCGCCACUGCCGCAGUUUUUCCCAGCUGUGUGUCUCUGAAGAAAAAUGAUGGAGGAGAGUGGUAUAGAGACCACUCCACCCGGAACCCCUCCACCAAGUACCGUGGGGGCUGCUGCUGUCACCCCAGCCCCCAUCUCAUUAGCUACUUCACUCCCUCCUCCAAACUUGUCUUCUCCCUCAUCUUUUCCUCCCCAAACAUUCUCCCCACCUUUACAAUCCACAAUGUCAUCACUUCCAUCUAUGGUAUCUCCAGCCCCUCUGCCUUUUGUGCCUUCUGCACCAGUUUCAACUGGUACUCCCCUUACUAUUCAUAAUCUACCCUCUGGAACCCCUCCAAUCACAUCAGCUUUUGGUAGUUCCAUUUCCCACUUCACACCACCACCACCACCAUUAAGUUCUACUCCUGGCCUUGCGCUUUCUGCACCCCCUACUGGUCCCCCCAUUUCAGGUUUUUCUGUUGGUUCCACCUAUGACAUUACCAAAGGUCACGCUGGACGAGCUCCACAAACGCCACUGAUGCCAUCAUUUUCAGCACCUCCAGUCACAGGUGCCAUGGCAAACUCUGUGACACAGCAGACGUCCACUCCACCAUCAUUAGCAUCUGGCUCUGGAACCGGCUCCGCAAUUACCUUCCCAGAGGAACGCGAAGACCCCAGGGUAGCUGGCAUGCCCAUGGAAACAUCGGCUGGAGGACUAUGGGGCUUCAUAAAAGGUGUAGCUGGAAAUCCUGUGGUGAAAUCAGUACUUGAUAAAACCAAACAUUCUGUAGAGAGCAUGAUCACAACACUGGAUCCUGGCAUGGCUCCUUAUAUCAAAUCAGGAGGAGAGUUAGACAUUGUUGUCACUUCUGCAAAAGAGGUCAAAGUUGCAGCUGUAAGAGAUGCUUUUCAAGAAGUUUUUGGAAUGGCCACAGUUACAGGAGAAGCCGGACAGUCCAACAUUGCACCGCAACCUGUUGGCUAUGCAGCUGGGUUGAAAGGAGCACAAGAACGAAUUGACAGCUUGCGCAGGACAGGAGUGAUUCACGAGAAACAGCCUGCUGUAUCUGUUGAAAAUUUUAUUGCCGAACUGCUUCCUGACAAGUGGUUUGACAUUGGUUGUCUAAUCGUAGAGGACCCAAUACAUGGUAUUCAUCUUGAAACAUUUACACAAGCAACACCAGUGCCUCUGGAAUAUGUACAGCAGGCUCAAAGUCUAACUCCUCAGGAUUAUAACCUAAGAUGGUCAGGAUUACUGGUGACGGUGGGUGAAGUGCUAGAAAGGAACUUGCUGCAUGUCAACAGGACAGACUGGCAUGUUGCAUUCACUGGCAUGUCCCGUCGACAGAUGAUCUAUAGUGCAGCCAAAGCUAUAGCAGGAAUGUACAAACAACGUUUGCCACCGAGGACCAUUUGAAAGAGGGUGGGGGGGGGGAAACCCCUCUGAAUAUUGAAGAAGAAUAAUUCCUCAGAUAGGUUUUGAAAGAAACUAUUUUGUCCUCUGCUAUUCAGCAGUCCUCUACAGAUGCACCUCAGCUUUGUACUUUACAUAUAUAAACUGUAAAAAAAAAUUGUUUCAUUUUAAAAAGUGAAGGUAUCCUUUGGAAAAUGAAAGUGAAAAAUUCUCAAUCCAUUCACAUGACUAACAGUGCAAUCCUAAAUCGAGUUACAUCUUUCUAAGCCCAUUGAAGUCAGUAGGCUUAUAAGGGUGCAACUCUGCAUAGGAUUGCACUAUAAAUAACUUCCCAAACAUAGGGAAGAACCAGCAGGCAUUUUAUAGCAGAGCCAAAGAACACUAUGUAUGAAAAUAAAAUCAAUGAGAUGCAUUUAAACACUAAAAUAUGUGUGAUGAUACAUUGUGUUUGUUUUAUAAGAAGGGUAUUAGUGUGUAAUUAUUGCUAUGGUAAUACCCAAUCAGAAUAAGUGUGGAAUGCAAAAAUAACCAAUCUCUUGUAUUUUGCAGUACUUGGCAAGAUGUAUGCAGAUGUAUACAUUGAUUAUUGGACUUCCAGCAAGAAGUUUCUCUUUACAGACACCUAUUUUAGCACCAGCAUGUUAAGAAUCAUGCAAAUUGAAUUUAAAAUUUAUUUCUCUGCCAAGGAACAUAUCCCAAACCAGUUAAUUAAAUAUCUGCAGUGAAAUGAAUCCCCACUCCUAUUGUUAUAACGAUUCUUAAAUUAUUUUGGCACAUGUCAUAAGAUACUGGGCAUUACUAUAUUGCUGUUGAAUAGGUUAAAUGCUAGGGCUGAAGUACAGAAUAAGCUUAUGCUUAUUCUAUCUUCAGGGUAUAAGAAGAAAUGCUACCUUUAAAAAAAAUUGCUCUCAAAUAUCUUUUUAGGCUAGUGACCUUUGAAAUUGAUGGGAUAACAGUGAGACUUAAGUUUCUGUAUAAUUAAUUCACCCAUGUUUGUCUGGUAGCUGCUUGAUCAAGAACUGUCACAGGCUCUUGUUGGUACAUGAGUAUUGACAGCAGAUUAAUCUAGUUAAUUACAUUUUUGAAGCGUGGUAGACCCUUGCCAUUUUAAGUGUUGAUUAUUUGUCCACCGCAAAUAUGACCUCAUAUUCUGUGUUCUGUCUCAGUCUAAUUCUGCUCUGAUUUGUAAAACUGUUUAUGGAAGAGAGUAUUUUGAUAUCCUUGUAUUUUUUACAAAGUUCUCUCCUUCUGCCUUACAUACGCUCUUCCUCGUUGAUACUAAGCUUUAUCUUUUAUAGCAACUUCACAAAGUAAUUUUAUACAAAAUACUCUUGUUAGCCAGUUCCUUGUAUUUCUAUCUGUUACAAUAAUCGUUUUUCCAAGUAAUAUAUUUUGCCAUUAUUUGCUAAAAUUGUAAAUCAAGAUUAAAUACAUUUUGUUCCUAUAGGAUUGUAAUUUCUUUUUCUUUAAACUGUUUUGUUUUAUAGUGAUUUUAUUGUUGGGCCUUCUAAUAGACUUUGUAGACUUUUAAUAGACUUUUUAAAAAUUGCAUAAGUACAGCCAUAGCUAAAUUCUAAGAGCUUUGUUUGCUUCUGGAAAGAGGAAUUAUUUUGGCAUAAGGAAGAGGUAUGCACUAAAAAUUGAUUAUCAGGAAGAUCACCACCCUCUCUACCAGUCUGGUCUUCAGAUCCAGUUGGGGAUUCCAAAAUUAACUGGGUCCAUUAUUCCCUAUGGGGAAUCUUUCUGGAGGGCUGAAGUGGUUAUUUCUCAUGUAAAUUACACCAAAAUUGCAGCACAGCAGCUGCUGCCUGUCCACUAUAGAACCCCCAAGUUUCAAGUAGAUUGGGUUAUGGGGUCCAGUUUUAUGGAGCCCUGAGAAAGAUAUCCCCAGGUACUUUUCAUUGUUUUCUGUAAGGGGAGGAAAGCCAGUGUUUUAGCGAACAUUAGCCAAACACACAAAAGCAACCACGGUCUAAAAGCCUCCCAACGCAAAAAGAGCCAAUAAAACCUAAUAGAACUAUACAAUUCCAGCAGAACCAGCUUGCAGCAGGCAGAGGUAUGGCUCGGGCAGACCAGAGCAGCCAAAAGCACACUGUGACAGACAGUACAUUUUACAAAGCCUGGAAGUGCUAUACACACACAGCUGCAGGACUGUUAAGAGUUAAUCUCUUACAGAAUCAGAGCUUUGAGUGGCAGUCUACUCCAAGACAUCUGAUAGGGUAGCAUGAGCUGGAGAGAAGAGGGUCUGUUUUCAGUCCUAGCAGAGAGUGGCAUCUAGUGUGUGAAGGACUGGGAGAUGAAGUCUUAACAGAGAGAGCAAACGGGGGAAAGUUGGCAAGGAGGUUUGGGAAGUAGGUGUAGACUCCCAUAUAGUCCAAAGAAAGGGAUAGAUCUUCUAAGGAAAGGAUAUUUUUCCCUACCCAGUCAAACGGAGGUAGCUCUGAAGAGAAGAGAUCCCUGGCCUGUGGUGACCUUCAGAGUCCGUUAAAGACUGAAGGAAAGCACUGGUGUUUGGAGAGAAGGGGAGUGGGGUACUAGAAAGUGAGUACCAGCAUUCCUAAUUCCAAAAGUGACAAAGAAUACUAAAAGAAAAUAUAUUAGAGCGUUUGGGGAAAAUCAAGGGAAGAAAAACCUCAAAACAUAAGCUUUUAAGUAUCUGUGGGGAGCAUAAGAACUGAAAUCUAUGUAUGUUCUGAUUUACCUCAUAAAUGUUAUAUGUUGAAUUAC
Eublepharis macularius is the source of this 4283-nucleotide messenger RNA. It is a transcript of the gene PRRC1, whose product is annotated as proline rich coiled-coil 1. Lineage: Eukaryota; Metazoa; Chordata; Lepidosauria; Squamata; Eublepharidae. The record is from RefSeq and is a predicted model, not a curated record. Gene Ontology annotation, biological process: activation of protein kinase A activity. The coding region runs from base 210 to 1559 and encodes 449 amino acids. Gene Ontology annotation, cellular component: cytoplasm. The transcript has 9 exons. Gene Ontology annotation, molecular function: protein kinase A regulatory subunit binding.